GUUACGUUAAAUUCAUAUGUUUAUUAUUAGGGCAUCGCGAUUUAUUUUGAUUCGAUUCGUAGUACAAUGAAGACAAUACAACAUUAACCAUUUUUAGUGUUAAUCAAGAACACCAAGUAUAAAACUAAAUGAAUCUGGGACCAUGACAUCAUGUUGUAUAAUUAGAGGUAAGCAGUAAUCAUGAGUAGCCCAUCUCAGUUCCUGGAGGAUGCCAUAGAGUCAGCCAAGAGGGCUGUGCAAUUUGAUUCGGAUGGCAAAGCAGAACCGGCAGCGUAUUUCUACAAUGUGGCAGCUAGAUUGCUGCUGAAAGCUGCAGAGGCGAGUGAGAACGCUGACAAAUCUGAGUCUCUGAAGGUCAAGGCCCAGGAGUAUGAGGCGAGGGCACAGAGUCUGCAGGAAUUGCAGAAUCAAAGUGGAGAGGAUUUCCAUGAGGAUAUGCACAAGCAGAGGGUGAGGCAGUUCAGGUUUUUGAUACAACAAGCUUUGGAUGCAGAUGGGGCCGAUUUGAAGAGCACUGCCAUUGAGUUGUACACGAAUGCAAUUGAGUUUGUCACCAACUAUCCGGAUCUGAUGCAGAACGAGAUCAAGGAUUUGGUUCUGCAAGCUUUGGAGCGCGCUGAAGAGUUGAAAGGUAUUAAGAAGGAGUCUCCAACUGCUGAGACUUCGCCGGUGCGUAGAACGGCGCCCAGUUUGCAUAGGGGAAGCAGCGCUCAUUUGCAGGUGUCCGGGAAUAAGGAUGUUUACACUGAAGAGGAAAAGCGUGUGCUUUUUCACACAUCGAGGAUUAAUAACAUCGAUUACGUGCCGUUUAUGUCUAUAGAUUUGAAGGAACGUUUCCAAUACGCGUUUCCUUUUACUGAUAAGAACGGACAUCUGGCGCUCUCGCCAAAGCAGAGAAAGGAUUUCUGUAAAUGGAUUAGGCCAGAGGAAAUCUGCAGUGAACCUUGCAUUGUUCUCGGACAGUACCCUGACUACUUCAGCAUCAAGCAAACUGUAGUUUCUGAUUGCUCUUUUGUCGCUUCUUUGGCUGUGAGCGCGAGUUACGAGAAACGUUUUGGGAAGAAACUGGUGACUCCUAUUAUUUACCCGAGAGACAAGAACAAGAAACCCAUGUACAAUCCAUUUGGGAAGUACAUGGUGAAGCUGCACCUGAAUGGAGUUACCAGGAAGGUCAUCAUUGAUGACCAAUUGCCAAUGAACAGGUAUGGGCAGCUGCUGUGCUCAUAUUCCAGUAACAAAUCGGAGUUUUGGAUCUCGCUCUUGGAGAAGGCCUACAUGAAAGUCAUGGGAGGAUACGAUUUUCCUGGAAGCAAUAGUAAUAUAGAUUUGCAUGCUUUGACUGGUUGGAUUCCUGAGAGGAUUUCCAUCAGGAUGAAAGACGCGGAUUUCAAUAGAGACGCUCUCUUCAACACGCUGGAGUCACGGCUGAGUAAAGGAGAUGUUCUUCUGACUGUUGCUACAGGUAUUAUGUCCGAUUCAGAGGCCGAUAGGACGGGAUUAGUGGCGACUCACGCUUACGCCGUCAUGGAUAUAAGAUCGGUGAACGGCGUACGGUUGUUCAAGUUGAAAAACCCUUGGUCACACCUAAGGUGGAGAGGCAAUUACUCCGAAUUGGAUGUCAGACAUUGGACGCCGGAGCUGCAGAACACACUUAGCUACGAUCCGCACAGUGCGGCCCAAUUUGAUAACGGCGUUUUCUGGAUCGACUACGACAGCAUCUGCGCCUUCUUCGAGGUGUUCUACAUGAACUGGAACCCGGAACUGUUCAAAUUCACCUACUGCAUCCACCAGGAAUGGAAAGCUGGAGUCGGACCCAUCAAGGAUAUUUACACGAUCGGAUCGAAUCCGCAGUUCUCGUUGAGCGUGAGCGGUGAAGCUUCCGGCGCCGUCUGGAUUCUUCUCACCAGACACAUCAUGGACAUCGAGGAUUUCAAGGAGAACCACGAGUAUAUAACUCUGAUCGUGUACAAAGGGAACGGCAAAAGGAUUUAUUACCCAAUGGAUCCUCCGCCGUACAUUGAUGGGGUACGAAUCAACAGUCCGCAUUACCUUUGCAAGAUUAUCCUCAGUCCAGGAAUGAGCAGGAAUUACACGUUGGUGGUCUCGCAGUACGAGAAAACGGCUACAAUUUACUACACUUUACGAGCUUUCGCUACAUGUCCCUUCAGUCUCAACAAAAUCAUUGAUCCGUACAAAUUUAAGAAAGAAGUUUGCGGAGAAUGGAGAGGAGUAACAGCUGGAGGCUGCGGAAACCAUCAAGCGACAUACAGGAACAAUCCUAGAAUCAAAAUCGAGAUCGAAUCAAAUUCCAACGAGAACUGUCUCUUUGUGGAGCUCAAAGGGCCGAAGCAGUACCAGAUCGGCUUCGAUUUAACAAUAACCACUUUAGCCGACGAUUCCGUAACGGCUCCAUUUAAAACUAUCUCUUCAGGACCUUACAGAACUGGGAUAGUCGUUCUCGACUUGGAUAACGUCCCUGCUGGCAGUUUAACAUUAACACCUUCGACCUAUCUGCCGAAUCAAGAAGGCCCAUUCAUAUUGACCGUCAAAUGUUCGAAUGCUGUACAAGUCUACAGAGAGAAAUAAUGUUCAACUGUUUUUAAAGAAAAUUUAAUUUUUAUACACCGUGCUUCUUUAUACACCUGUUUUUCUAAUUAAAUAAAUUGUUAUAUUUUC
Molecule: messenger RNA, 2676 nt
Organism: Nicrophorus vespilloides
Lineage: Eukaryota; Metazoa; Arthropoda; Insecta; Coleoptera; Silphidae
Product: calpain-7-like
Exons: 7
Coding region: 181-2586 (801 amino acids)
Biological process (GO): proteolysis
Molecular function (GO): calcium-dependent cysteine-type endopeptidase activity
Source: RefSeq, a predicted model, not a curated record